AUGUUCAGCGCUCAGAGACGUGGCCGAGCCCACCUCUGCACCAAACCCACCUCUGCACCAAACCCACCUCUGCACCGAGCCCACCUCUGCACCAAACCCACCUCUGCACCAAACCCACCUCUGCACCGAGCCCACCUCUGCACCAAACCCACCUCUGCACCGAGCCCACCUCUGCACCAAACCCACCUCUGCACCAAACCCACCUCUGCACUGAGCCCACCUCUGCACCAAACCCACCUCUGCACCAAACCCACCUCUGUACCAAACCCACCUCUGCACCAAACCCACCUCUGCACCAAACCCACCUCUGCACUGAGCCCACCUCUGCACCAAACCCACCUCUGUACCAAACCCACCUCUGCACCAAACCCACCUCUGUACCAAACCCACCUCUGUACCAAACCCACCUCUGCACCAAACCCACCUCUGCACCAAACCCACCUCUGCACCAAACCCACCUCUGCACCAAACCCACCUCUGUACCAAACCCACCUCUGUACCAAACCCACCUCUGCACCAAACCCACCUCUGUACCAAACCCACCUCUGCACCAAACCCACCUCUGCACCAAACCCACCUCUGCACCAAACUCACCUCUGCACCGAGCCCACCUCUGCACCAAACCCACCUCUGCACCAAACCCACCUCUGCACCAAACUCACCUCUGCACCGAGCCCACCUCUGCACCGAGCCCACCUCUGCACCAAACCCACCUCUGCACCAAACCCACCUCUGCACCAAACCCACCUCUGCACCGAGCCCACCUCUGCACCAAACCCACCUCUGCACCAAACCCACCUCUGUACCGAACCCACCUCUGCACCGAGCCCACCUCUGCACCAAACCCACCUCUGCACCAAACCCACCUCUGUACCAAACCCACCUCUGCACCAAACCCACCUCUGUACCAAACCCACCUCUGUACCAAACCCACCUCUGCACCAAACCCACCUCUGCACCAAACCCACCUCUGUACCAAACCCACCUCUGCACCAAACCCACCUCUGCACCAAACCCACCUCUGCACCGAGCCCACCUCUGCACCGAGCCCACCUCUGCACCAAACCCACCUCUGUACCAAACCCACCUCUGCACCAAACCCACCUCUGCACCAAACCCACCUCUGCACCGAACCCACCUCUGCACCAAACCCACCUCUGCACCAAACCCACCUCUGCACCGAGCCCACCUCUGCACCAAACCCACCUCUGCACCAAACCCACCUCUGUACCGAACCCACCUCUGCACCGAGCCCACCUCUGCACCAAACCCACCUCUGCACCAAACCCACCUCUGUACCAAACCCACCUCUGUACCAAACCCACCUCUGUACCAAACCCACCUCUGCACCAAACCCACCUCUGCACCAAACCCACCUCUGUACCAAACCCACCUCUGCACCAAACCCACCUCUGCACCAAACCCACCUCUGCACCGAGCCCACCUCUGCACCGAGCCCACCUCUGCACCAAACCCACCUCUGUACCAAACCCACCUCUGCACCAAACCCACCUCUGCACCAAACCCACCUCUGCACCGAACCCACCUCUGCACCAAACCCACCUCUGCACCAAACCCACCUCUGCACCAAACUCACCUCUGCACCGAGCCCACCUCUGCACCGAGCCCACCUCUGCACCAAACCCACCUCUGCACCGAACCCACCUCUGCACCAAACCCACCUCUGCACCAAACCCACCUCUGCACCAAACUCACCUCUGCACCGAGCCCACCUCUGCACCGAGCCCACCUCUGCACCAAACCCACCUCUGCACCAAACCCACCUCUGCACCGAGCCCACCUCUGCACCAAACCCACCUCUGCACCAAACCCACCUCUGCACCGAGCCCACCUCUGCACCGAGCCCACCUCUGCACCAAACCCACCUCUGUACCAAACCCACCUCUGCACCAAACCCACCUCUGCACCAAACCCACCUCUGCACCGAGCCCACCUCUGCACCGAGCCCACCUCUGCACCGAACCCACCUCUGCACCAAACCCACCUCUGCACCACAUAAACCUCCUGUGCACCUUGCAAUAA
Pygocentrus nattereri (red-bellied piranha) is the source of this 2043-nucleotide messenger RNA. Its product is annotated as proline-rich extensin-like protein EPR1. The transcript is spliced from 2 exons. Lineage: Eukaryota; Metazoa; Chordata; Actinopteri; Characiformes; Serrasalmidae. The record is from RefSeq and is a predicted model, not a curated record. The coding region runs from base 1 to 2043 and encodes 680 amino acids.